AUGAAUAACAAUAAUAAUAAUAAUAAUAAUAAUAAUAAUAAUAUAUUAUAAUAAUAAUAGUAAUAAUAAUUAUAACAAUUAUUGUUAUAAUAAUAAUAAAUAUAAUUAUAAUUAUAAUCUGGACUAUAAGAUGGUUCUUUUAUAAUUUUAAAAAAUUAAAAUCUAGUGAAUAAAAUUAGAAAUCCAAUUUUUCAUAAUCCUAAUGAUUUUCUGAGCAAAAAUGAUUCAAAUUGUACAUUAAAAAGCGUAAGUCCAGUUAAUAGGAGUAUUAAAAAUUAGUAUCCAAGUUGUAGUUCGAAGUCAUAAUUUAAAUUACAUUAUGUCAUUGGAAAAGGUGGAUUUGGGAAAGUUUGGAAGGUAGAACAUAGGAAAACUAGAUAACUAUUUGCAAUGAAAGAAAUGUCAAAAAGUUUGAUUAUUACAAAAAAAAGUGUUGAAUCUGUUAUGAAUGAGAAAAUUCUUUUAUAAUCACUUAAAAAUAAAUUUCUCGUGAAUAUGCUUUAUUCUUUUUAAGAUUAUGAAAAUUUGUAUUUAAUUCUAGAUUUAAUGCCUGGAGGAGAUUUAAGAUAUCAUAUAGUGCGUUAAAAAAGAUUUUCUGAAAAAUAAGCUUGUAUAUUAAAGUUUAUAUUUGCAUAUAUUUAUUUUUUUAUAUAAGUAUUUUUUGUAGCUUGUAUAGUUUAAGGUUUAGAAUAUUUACAUAAAAAUAAUAUUAUACAUAGAGAUAUUAAACCAGAAAAUCUAGUAUUAGAUAAUGAUGGAUAUUUGAGAAUAACAGAUUUAGGAAUUGCUAGAUAUUAUAAAUUUAAUAAUGCAAAAGAUACAUCAGGAACACCUGGAUAUAUGUCUCCUGAAGUUAUGUGUCAUUAAAAUCAUACUUUUGCAGUUGAUUACUAUGCUUUAGGUGUAAUUGUUUAUGAGUUUAUGUUAGGAAAAAGACCUUAUAAUGGUAGAAAUAGAAACGAAAUUAGAGAUUAAAUUCUUUCUAAAAAAGUAUAAGUAUAAAUAAACGAAAUUCCUUAAGGAUGGUCUUUGGAUUCUGUUGAUUUUAUCAAUAAAUUAAUAGAAAGAAAACCAGCAGGUAGAUUAGGUAUUAACGGGCCUUAAGAAGUUAAAUAUCAUCCAUGGUUAAAGAAUUUUCCUUGGGAGAAAUUAAAUUAAAAAUAAAUAAUUGCGCCAUUUAUACCAUAAAAAUAAGAUAAUUUUGAUGUUAAUUAAAUUUCAUUAGAAGAUUAAAAUAAUAUUGAUAUUUAUAUUUAAUCUUAAUUAUUAUUAAAAAGAUAAUAUGUUUAAAGUAUAUUAUUUUAUUUUUUAAUUUAUUUUAAUAUCUUUUUAGAUUUAUUUAGUGGAUAUGAAUAUGAUGUAGGAAAAGAAAAUAUUAUCUAAAAUAAUAAAAAUUUAAAUAAAAAUAAUAUUAAAAUUAAUAAUGUACUUUAAACUAAUAAUUAUUUACUAAAUGAUUAAAAAAAAUAUAUAUAAGAAUGA
Ichthyophthirius multifiliis is the source of this 1482-nucleotide messenger RNA. RefSeq names its product protein kinase domain protein. Gene Ontology annotation, biological process: intracellular signal transduction; peptidyl-serine phosphorylation. Gene Ontology annotation, molecular function: protein serine/threonine kinase activity; ATP binding. The transcript is spliced from 6 exons. The record is from RefSeq and is a predicted model, not a curated record. Lineage: Eukaryota; Ciliophora; Oligohymenophorea; Hymenostomatida.